AUGCACGACGAUGAGGAAGAGGAGGAAGGGGAAGAAGGGGAGACAAACAGCACAGCUGUCACGGAGUCCAGUCACAGAGCCACGGAGCACGCGUUCCCUUGCCUCUGGAGAGCCCCAGACAACAGCCGAAAUAGCACCAGCAGUGCCCAUCCGCUUGCCAUCAUCCUGCCGGUCGCCCUUCAGGCAGCAGAGACGCCGAUGGAGCAGCAGGAUCCGUUACACCCGUCCGAAGCCGUCGCCUCAGAGGGUAACCUCGAUAAUGACGAUGAUGAAGAUGAUGAGGGGGAUUAUGAUGAUGAUGAUGAUAAUGAUUCGAGCGCGUUGGAUGCGAAGCCUCGCAUCAACCCCUACCGGGAGUUCGAGGAAGACAUGGUGAUGACACACUCGCUGAGUCUUAUGCAGUACGCCCAGCAAAAGGCGCUGCAAGGGUCAGUAAAGGAGGAAGAUGAGGAUGGUGAUAAAAAUGGGUUAUCAGUCUCGUGGAAGUUUGCCUACUACAUGUCACUCCGAAGUGCACGGCGUGAGAAGCUAACAAUGCAGGUUCUCCUGGAGGCCACAUGGUUCGUCUGCUUUCGCGACACUGGAGCCACACAUCCGAUCACCUUCAGGGCGGACAACACCAUCGUUAUCCGUCCCGCCGUUCACACACCAUGCGGCAACAGCAGAAUUACGAGUAACGUCAACGCAGCUGCGACGACGCCCCUCCCAUGCCAACUGGUGAAGGGAGGCGCGGAACUUGUCGUGCACGUCUUUCCCCCACUGAGGGUACAACGGCGUUUGGGUUCCACCACCAGUACUGUUGGUGGUGAUGCUGCUGUUGCUGCCUCGAAUGCACCUUCGCCGCAAGCCUGGGUGAGGGUACGUGCUUCAACCAACGAGGCGGCGCUGCGUGCCUUCCUCGCGGAGCCUGACGCCACAUUGCGGCGUCUCCACGCCGAAGAGGUAGGGCAUAGUGAAAAGAGGGAGGAGGAAGAGAAUGCGGCUGAUCAAGACAGCAUUGCCACUACUACUACUACUGCUACUGCUACUGUUGCUGCGAACGCCAUGCCGAAACCGCUACUGGACGACCGCCUCUGUGGCGACUGGGGGUGGAUGAUCCAGAGCCCCUUCGUGAAGAUAUUCUCCGUGGAGACGCCUGUUCCACUUUAUGUUCAUCAACUGCGGCGCACAUAUGCGCCGCGGCCUCCCUAA
Messenger RNA from Trypanosoma grayi, 1191 nucleotides. RefSeq lists its product as hypothetical. The record is from RefSeq and is a predicted model, not a curated record. The transcript has a single exon. NCBI's taxonomy places the organism in Eukaryota, Euglenozoa, Kinetoplastea, Trypanosomatida, Trypanosomatidae. The coding region runs from base 1 to 1191 and encodes 396 amino acids.